Molecule: messenger RNA, 1182 nt
Organism: Pochonia chlamydosporia 170
Lineage: Eukaryota; Fungi; Ascomycota; Sordariomycetes; Hypocreales; Clavicipitaceae
Product: alpha/beta-Hydrolase
Exons: 4
Coding region: 1-1182 (393 amino acids)
Source: RefSeq, a predicted model, not a curated record
AUGAAGAAGACGCUGGUGCUGUGUUUUAUUCACGGCUUCAAGGGCGGCGAAUCGACCUUUGGGGAUGACUACGAGUUCACCAAGCAUCUUCGCGAUAUUGUUGCGCAAAAACUGCCCAAGAUUGAGGUGCGCGUGCUUGUAUACCCCAGGUAUGAGACGAGAGGCGACUUGGGCGACUGCGUAAGCAGAUUCCGCGACUGGCUGGAAGAAAAAGUCAUCGACAUGGAAGUAGAAUCAGGCACGGCAUCACCAACCGUCGACCCCUCCGUCAGGACCAUCCUCAUCGGCCAUUCGAUGGGCGGCAUCGUCGCCGCAGAGCUUCUCAUCGCGCUGGCGUCCGAAAAGCCAAUCUACUCGGAAGACGGGAUCCAGAAAUCCGACGAGAAACCACCCAGCUUCAACCACCUCAUGUUUCCCUACGUCCAGGGCGUCCUGGCCUUUGACACGCCCUACCUCGGCAUAUCGCCCGGUGUGGUCGCCCACGGCGCAGAGGGCCACUAUCAGACUGCUGCGUCGACAAUCACCCAAAUCAGCGGCUUGAAGACGGCGCUCUGGGGCGCCAACAAGACCAAAGCACCUGUGCCUGCUCCUGCUCCCGCUGGCGCACCCAGCAGCUGGCAGAAAUGGGGAAAAGUAGCCAUGUACGCUGGCGCGGCAGGGGCGGUGGCUGCCGGCGGAGCAGCGGCCUGGAUGAACAGAGACCAGAUCGCCGAGGGAUGGACGUGGGCGUCUUCGCAUCUCGAGUUUGUGGGGUGUCUUGCGAGGGGGGAGGAGUUGAAGAAGCGCGUGGGGUUCAUGGUGCAGCUUCAUGAGGAGUUGGACGUGGGGUAUGCGAAUCUGUAUACGCGGUUGGGACAGGGCGCUGCUUCCAAGAAGAUUAGCAUGGUGGGAACGGUGCUGGGCAAGGAUAGGACGUUUUGCAAUCUGCCCAAGACGAUGAAGGCGGGGGAUUGGAUGGAGGCUGUGAAUGAUAAGGCUGGGGAUGAGACGGUGGCUCACAUGGCCAUGUUUGAGCCGAAAGAGAACCCGGGAUAUGACAAGUUGUGUCACGAUGCAGCUGGUCUGAUUGCCCAGUGGUCACGAAACGAUUGGUAUGAGACUUCGGGAGAGGAGUUGGAGAAACUGGAGGGUGGAGAGGAAGGGAAAGGUAAAGAGCAGGCAGAGCCAGCACCAGGCCAAUAA